AUGGGUUUUGAAGCAGGCGAUCUCCAUGGACCAAUCUCUACACCCAAAUUAACCCUAACAAAACUCCCAUACCGCAGGCCGAGGCGGCCGCCGCCGAUUCAAACCCCGCCGCUCCUCCCGUCGCUCUCCGUCCCGUUCCGGUGGGAGGAAGCGCCGGGAAAGCCCCGGUCCGCCAGCCCUCCACCGCCCUCCAAGUGCCUCGAUCUGCCACCAAGGCUGCUGCCGGCGCACGGGGAUGCAAAUAUGACCGAUAUGCCCUCGCCCACCACCGUCCUGGACGGGCCCUACGUGGGCCGGUCGCUGUCCCUCGCGUGCACUUUUUCGUUCCGAAGGGGCCCGAGGCCCGGCACGAGGUCCCGGAGGUGGGGGAGCUUUGGGUGGGAGAGGAAGUGGUGCGAGAGGGGUAAUAUGGACAUUUCGCGUUCGCUCGGCGAGUUUUUCAGGAGCGAGAGGAACGCGAAAAUGGCGAGAGGUAGAAAGAGAAGGAGCUUCUUCAGCUUUUCCAGGGCUACCUCGAACCUGUGGGUGAGUACAGAGUCCUUUUUUGUGUUUUUCUAA
This is a messenger RNA of Striga asiatica, 558 nucleotides long. The record is from the annotation of a GenBank genome assembly. NCBI's taxonomy places the organism in Eukaryota, Viridiplantae, Streptophyta, Magnoliopsida, Lamiales, Orobanchaceae.